Molecule: messenger RNA, 2665 nt
Organism: Schistocerca gregaria
Lineage: Eukaryota; Metazoa; Arthropoda; Insecta; Orthoptera; Acrididae
Product: sodium-coupled monocarboxylate transporter 1-like
Exons: 13
Coding region: 221-2020 (599 amino acids)
Biological process (GO): sodium ion transport; transmembrane transport
Cellular component (GO): membrane
Molecular function (GO): symporter activity
Source: RefSeq, a predicted model, not a curated record
AAUCGCCGUGUCCUUGUCAUGCUAGCAAGUAGCUGCAACACCGCCAACUAAACUUCUCGGUGGCCAUUCAUCUCCUAGCAGUACAGGUGACGCCGCGGAGAAUCAACAACCUACUGACUGCCUCUCGGAAUACACCGCACUCAACGCCUCUGUAUUGCGGGGCCGUUGGAGACAUCAGCCUUCAGGUGAACAUACAUCCGUCACGAUUGUUGGGAGAAACAUGGCGGCCAAUCUAACAGCAGAGGCAGCUGAUGUGGCGUCGAGGCAGGUGCUGUUCGGCUGGGAGGACCACGCGGCGUUCGCACUCAUGCUGACGCUCUCGGUGGCCAUCGGCCUCUACUUCGGCAUCUGCGGCCGCGCCAGGAACACCGCCAAGGUGGACUACCUGCACGGCGGCAAGACGAUGAGGGUGCUCCCCGUCGCCAUCUCACAGAUCUCGAGUCACGUCUCUGGUACCACACUGAUGGGCGUUCCUUCUGAGAUCUACUUGUACGGCAGUGUCUACGCCUGGGUCUGCGUGACUAUCAUUCUCUUCUCCAUCAUCACCAACUAUAUCUUCCUCCCCGUCUUCUUCGAGUUGCAGCUUACAUCGACAUAUGAGUACUUGGAACGCCGCUUCAGCCGGACCAUCCGCGUCGUGGCGUCAGCGCUCUUCACAAUCGGCCUGGUGCUCCAUAUGCCGCUGUACGUCUACAUGCCAGCCAUCGCCCUAAGCCAAGUUUCCGGAGUUAAUGUCCACCUUAUCACUCCACUUGUCAGCGCAGUAUGCAUUUUCUACACAAUGCUGGGCGGCCUGAAGGCGGUGGUGUGGACGGACUUCCUGCAGAGCGGGAUCACACUGGCGGCCUUCAUAGCGGUGCUCGUGAUGGGACUGGUGGGCGCCGGCGGCUUCUCGGAGGUGUGGCGGGUGGCCAGCGAAGGCGGACGGGCAGACAUCCUCGAGAUGACUCCAGACCCAUUCGUACGAAGCUCCUUCUGGACCGUGGUGGUGGGCGCAACAGUUUCCUGUGUGGGCGGAAUUUCAAUCAACCAGGGGAUGGUGCAGAAGUUCCUGGCGCUGCCGAGCAUGUCGGCUGCUCGAAAGUCUCUGAUGGGAUUCACUUUCGGCUUGAUGCUCAUGAACGUCAUAAGCAUUUUCUGUGGCCUCCUGUUGUACGCUGCAUAUCACGACUGCGACCCAAUCGCGACUAAAGAGGUGUCUCGCCCAGACCAGCUGUUGCCCUUCUACGUCAUGAGUGUUGCUGGACACGUCCCAGGAUUGCCGGGGCUCUUCGUUGCUGGAAUAUUUGGAGCUGCCCUAAGUUCCAUGUCUGGUUGCCUUAACGCGCUAUCCGGGACCAUCUACGAGGACUUUUUGCUUCCUCUAAUGCCAGGGAAGAAGUCCGACGUCGUGGUGAACCUCAUCAUGCAGAGCAUCGUGCUUGUGGUGGGAGCUAUCACCAUAGCUUUGGUCUUCGUAGUAGAGAAGCUGGGCACCGUGCUUGAGCUGGGAUACAGUAUUGGUGGCGUGUCCAACGGCGCCCUGUUGGGUCUCUUCACGCUUGGCAUGCUGGUACCGUCAGCAAACACCAAGGGUGCUGCUGUUGGCAGCUUGUUGGGUAUGGCGGCUGUGGCAGUAAUUUUGUCAGGGGCGCAGCACGCCGUUGCCACGGGCCGCAUGAAGUAUCCCGCGCUACCCACCUCCGUCGAAGGCUGCGCGGCGAAUUUCACAUCUACCCUCGAAACAGUCGCUCAGACAGGUACUUCAAGCCCAGCAACAGACGACGUGCCGCUGUUGUUCCGGCUGUCGUACCUGUACUACACGCUGGUGGGCGCCGUUGUCAUGGUGACGGUGGGCUGGACGGUCAGCUGGCUGACGGGCCCUCUAAAGCCGGGGGACGUGGAGCCCUCGUUGUUGGCGCCGAUGGUCCGUCCUAAACAGCGGCGCCGGGAAAACGACGCCACCGACGCCGAGCCGGCAGUCCGUGUGGAGCUGCUGCAGCAGACGAAGCACCAGCCAGAGACGCAGGGGGCGGCCUAGAGGAACGACAAGGGGCGACGAUCUCACUCAUAAAUGCCUUCGUCUUCCAAAUGUUUCCCUGGCCUGUGGAUCUUAACAUUUCUCCAUUCUCAAAUGAUGGAAAUAAGUUUCAAAGAGGACAACUUUGCCACCCAUAACCAGGACACCCUCUAACAUUUCAUAAAAGUUUCAAGAUACUGGUACAACGUUGACGUGAGUUCCUCGAUCACCAGCAACGUGUGUAUACUGCACAAGUGAAGCAGGCCGUCGGUUUGCAUGUACACAGCUACACGUUGAGAGAAACUUGUGGAAUACUGGUGUAGUUUCCCAUCUAUUAAUAUGGUAAAUCAAUAUAAAUGGAACAAAAACUGUCCAAGUGCGAGUAGGACCCACACUCUGAGGGUUCUGUACGGAUUAUGUAUAUGGAUAGUUCAUCCAUCCUGGGACUCUAGAAUGUCCACAAUUAUUGCCUCUUGUAGGUGUCCACACUGGUACAUCAGUCCCAGGAAUUCCAAGGCUUUAGAGAAUGUUUCAAUAGUAACUUUAAAGUUCAAAUUUCUUGUGAUUAUUUCGCAUUUGCUACAGUAAUCUUUCAUUAAUUUCACUGAUUCUGGAAUCAUAUUACUGAAUACUGUUUGAAUUAGCUAAAUUAAAGUUUAAAGAUCA